Penicillium subrubescens is the source of this 849-nucleotide messenger RNA. RefSeq lists its product as uncharacterized. NCBI's taxonomy places the organism in Eukaryota, Fungi, Ascomycota, Eurotiomycetes, Eurotiales, Aspergillaceae. The transcript has 5 exons. Gene Ontology annotation, cellular component: nucleus; 90S preribosome. The coding region runs from base 1 to 849 and encodes 282 amino acids. The record is from RefSeq and is a predicted model, not a curated record.
AUGACCGAAGGAGAAGCCCCGAAAGGCCUUUCGGCCAAGCUCGACAAGAAGCGCAAGCGCCAGGCCGAGGAAUCGACCAAGCAAGACAACCCCGAAACUGCGCCUGCAGGAGCUUCUGCCGCCGGCGGAGAUGAAUCGAACAAGAAGAAGCGCAAGAAGAACAAGAAAAACAAGCAGCAACCUGAGCAGGAUGGGAAGUCGCAAGAUCGCAAGGGCGGUGUCGACGAGUCUAUUGGCAAGAUGGAUGGUGGGCUGUUGGCCGAUUACUUUGCUCAGCGAGCGCAAAAGCACGAUAAGGAGCUUUCUGCUGUGGAAUUGAGUGAUCUUUCGGUUCCGGAUUCCGCUUUCCUCGAUACCACAUCGUUUCCGGACUCUAGAACUCUGGAUAAGCUCCCCGAUUUCCUCAAGAAAUUCAGCCCGAAGAGUGCCGACCUGUCGAAGGCGUCAGAGAAGAAGGGUACACCUCAUACAUUGGUUGUUUCUGCUGCUGCGCUUAGAGCUGCGGAUGUUGUUAGGGCACUUCGAGUUUUCCAGACGAAGGAAGCAAUUGUCGGUAAAUUGUUUGCCAAGCACAUCAAGUUGGAAGAGGCGAAGCAAUUCCUCGAACGUGCACGGACUGGAAUCGGGGCUGGUACCCCGGCUAGGAUAUCUGAUUUGAUCGCGUGUGGUUCGCUCAAUCUGGACGAGCUCGAGCGCAUUGUGAUUGACGGAUCACACAUCGACCAGAAGCAGCGCGGCAUCUUCGACAUGAAGGAGACACAUUUGCCGCUGUUGCAGCUACUGACUCGACCGGAGCUGCGUGACCGAUACGGUGCCUCGAAGAAGAAGGUGCAGAUCUUGAUGUUCUGA